Molecule: messenger RNA, 1042 nt
Organism: Tricharina praecox
Lineage: Eukaryota; Fungi; Ascomycota; Pezizomycetes; Pezizales; Pyronemataceae
Exons: 4
Coding region: 125-1015 (296 amino acids)
Cellular component (GO): membrane
Source: RefSeq, a predicted model, not a curated record
CCCAUCCGAAUCGUCCAAGUCUCGCUCGGCGCGGUACUUUCCGGUUCCGACACCAAAACUAAACACAGCCCAAUCCGCAUCCCGGUGGGGUGAUCGAUCCAGCGACAGCAGCAGCACCGCAACGAUGGUCAACCACACAAUCAUGAUGAAUGCCAUGAUAGGCUUGCAUGCGUUCCAUGGCGUAUGGUCGAUAGUUAUCAUGGGAGUGAUCGGCGCUAGCAUGACACAGACGGGAUCCGCGAGCGGAGCGGCAAGAUUCAUGUUCGCGAUGUGCUGGCUGAACAUACCUACGUUGAUAUACCUCACCAUGUCGCCGCGAUUCCCGCGGACAAAGAUUCUGGCGCAUCCGUACUGGCUGAUGGGCAUGAACACCAUAUACAGUAUCUUGUGGUUUGCUGCGUUCGUCUCUCUCGCCGUUUACACGAACGGUGGAAUCAGCGACGGAGAAUCGAAGGAGACCGAUGAGAACAAGAAGAAGGCGGGUGGAUGCGCCGUCUUUCAGGCCGGUACGGGAGAGACGGAGAAGGCAUGUACGCUGAACAAGUCUAGUAUUAUUCUUGGCGUCUUCAUGUGGUUCGUAUGGCUCGCAACUACCGGAAUCGCUGGGUACGCCGCUUGGUACUUCAAGCAGCACACCAUAUCGCCGUUCGACGACUACAAGUCCCCGUCGCAUGAGAUCCAGGAAGCCACCCAGGCCGCGUUCUCGAGCAAUGACGACUACGCGCCUCUCAACAGGACUACCCCCCACCAGCAAGAAGAUUUUGACGAAUACGAUACCGAAGCUUCUCGUCCUCCCACUCACGGACGCAGUGGAAGCGUUGCCAGCUCGACAUACAACAGCACAUACUCGUAUGGAGAAGCUGCUCACCCGGGAAGGCCACUCAGCUGGGCGGCCGAGCGCGAGCCAUACGCUGGAAUAGGCGGACACGCGCCAAUCGCGCCUGCUCACGGCGAUGCCAUGAUGCCCGAUAUUCCGGACGACUACAGCUACCGGGGGGGAGGAGCUCGGGGAUAAGGCAAAGCGACUGUCCAAGCAAUUUCG